AUGCUCAUUCCUCAAAGUGUUCUUGCCAAUGCGCAUGGACUCGUCUUUAUUCGAAUGUAUCGAGGAGGGUUUAUGGUAUCGGCCAAGAAAGGCACGGGAAUUAUCAUUGCACGGUUACCAGAUGGAAGUUGGUCCGCGCCUUCUGGAAUUUCUAUGGGAGCAUUGGGAUUUGGACACCAAGCAGGCGUUGAAGUGAUAGACUCGAUCAUCGUCAUGAACUAUCGAGCUGCAGUCAAGUCAUUUUUCGAUGGCGGAGGUCAACUUCAGCUGGGCGCCAACGUGUCUGUGAGUGCAGGUCCUUUGGGUCGCGCUGCCAAUGUGUCAGCAGCCGCAUCAACGGUGGUGGUAAAUAAACAAAUAUUGACUAGUAGUGCCGUGUUUACAGGGUACUCGUUUGAAGGUUCCAAGAUAUCCGAACGCGUGAACACAAACGCGGCGUUUUACGGAAGAAGUAUUGGUGCACGAGAGAUUUUGACAGGUGGAGUGCCUCGACCUCCUCAAGCUCAGCGGUUGUACGAUAUUUUGGCAUCGCUUGGCGCAGGUCCGCGACCCGGCAUGCCCUUUGCUCCAAAGAAGGGCGCAUCCACAUCCCCGUCAUCGUCAGGAGGUUACCAGCCAGAACCAGUAGCAGCAGCUGCAAGCGACAACAGUAGCAAUGCAGCAGCAACAGCGCCUGGGUACACUGCGUCACCAGGUUACGAGCAUUUUUACGCAAGCGAUACCAAAAAGAAUCCUUCUGGAUUCGAUCAACAGCAAGGAGAGUCCACGGUGGUGGUGGCAAAAUACAACUCUAGUGGCGAACAGCCGGGCGAUCUGACGUUUUCCGAGGGCGAUUAUAUCAUUGUGACUCAACGGAAAGGAGAUCGUCAAGCGUGGUGGGAAGGCGAGAUAGGGACCCGGAAAGGCAUGUUUCCUGCCAAUUAUACCGAAGACGUUUCAUCAUGA
This is a messenger RNA of Zychaea mexicana, 945 nucleotides long. RefSeq lists its product as uncharacterized. Bases 1 to 945 code for a protein of 314 amino acids. Lineage: Eukaryota; Fungi; Mucoromycota; Mucoromycetes; Mucorales; Lichtheimiaceae. Gene Ontology annotation, molecular function: phosphatidylinositol binding; protein binding. The record is from RefSeq and is a predicted model, not a curated record. The transcript has 6 exons.